AUGGACCAUGAGCGUCACCUCACAAUGGAUCUUGAAGAGUGGGAGCUCCUUCCUGAGCAUGGAUUUCUGGAUGAGGACGGUGGCAAAAAGGUUUACUCGCCCAAACGAUCGGGUGUUUUUGAGAUGAAUUACUUCAUCUGCCCCCUAAAAUCAGUCGAAACACCAACAACAACAACAACAACAACAACAGUAGGUGAUGAGCCUCAUAUUAAUCAGCUCUUGCCUGUGCAAAUCGAUCUGGGGCCGCCUAAGAUUGUGGCAGAAGCAGAAAAGGUGGCAUCUCUGAGUGAUGAGCAAGACACAGUUUCGCAGGUUUUCUUCAAGAAAAUGAAGGAAACCGAGUUUGUGGAGAUGAAGAUGGAGUCGCCAAGGUCCGGUCCGGGCAGGGGAGUUGUGCCUCAGCUGGAUUUCCAGUUUGAUGAGGAUAAUAACAAGAGUUUGCAUCAAAAUUCGGAUAAAAAGUUGGAUGGCGAAGAUGAGCAAGGUGUGAUCAACAACAUAAGGAAAUGGAGCUUAACCGGGAUCGGUGCUAUUUUCUCGUUUGGAGUUGUUGCUGCCACUUUCUGCAUCAUUAGCCUCAACAGCCAACAUAUACGUCCCAAGCAGAAGCUUCAGUUUCAGGUUUACACCAAUGAUCAGAGAAUCCAGCAAGUGGUUCGUCAUGCGAGUAAGCUAAAUGAAGCGAUUUCAGGCGUGAGAGGAGUUGCGAUUAGCAGGGCACACAUAACUGUUGGUGGCUACUAUGAUGCAUCCUCUCUUUGAUGGAGAACUUAUGCUGGAAUACAGACGUGGAUCUAUUUAUCUUAAAACACGAAUAGCAUAUCCUUCCUCCUCCUCAAUGUUUACGUUGUUAAGUUCUAAUGUGGGUGUAUAAAUUUACUACUGAUUAUAGAUAGCCGUGCUACAACAGUCUUAUUAUGUUUCAAUUUAGUGUUGUUAUAUGUUUCGCUGUACAAAUGCAUAGUGUGAUUUGUAAACGUGCCAGUGGACUGUGGAAUACCAAAAACAAAGAGCAGCAGGCUCAGCUAUGACCUAUGAUAUGCAAUUUUUAGUUGGAAUUUCAGUUUUCGAUCAAUCCUUUGUUUCUACGCAUUAUGUCAGCCGAGCGAUUUUAGUUUGCACUCUUCUGCUCGUUUUCUGCGUUGUUUGAAUACGCAAUAUUUCAUCUUCUUCUACCACACCGAAAUGCAAAUCAUCUUCAACGAACACACCAAUUAUGAUAAUGACUUAUACGUGUACAAUUUUCAAGGAAUAACAAAGUUUAACAAGAAAAGAAGGACGAGAAUUUAAUAAUGAAUGGAGCAGUAGUAUAUUAUAUAUGAAGGGGAAUAUUAAUGAGAACACAUGUUCAAUAUGUUGAAUGAUUACAAUAAUAUCAAAUAAUCAAUCAAUAAAAAUCAAUAAAAAUAGGAGGAGUCUNAUAUUCAUAAAUAA
Striga asiatica is the source of this 1434-nucleotide messenger RNA. The record is from the annotation of a GenBank genome assembly. Lineage: Eukaryota; Viridiplantae; Streptophyta; Magnoliopsida; Lamiales; Orobanchaceae.